AUGAGAACAGCAAGUUCCGAAGGUUAUACUAGUGUUCAAAAUAAAUCCAAAGAGUGUGAUAAGGAAAACUUUUCGAAACUACCUUUGGAUAAUGCGAUAGAUGGAAGUUCUAGUAUGAAUCCUAAAAUUUUACCGCAAGUGGAAACUGAACAACGGAUUCUAAAAAAUGUUAACAAUACGUCGAAAAUUAGUUGUGGGUAUAACGUUGUUUCAACUAUCGAAGAACAAUCAUUACAAAACAUAAGAGAUAGGUCCAAUAGUACAUCAUCAUCCAGUUCUUCUACGUCAUCAUCUUCAAGUUCCAGCAUAUCGUCGUCAUCAUCAAAGUCUUCUUCAUCAGCAGAAAAAAACGGAGGUGAAAUGAACAUUAACAGCUCACCUUCAACCAUACCAGGCACUUCAACAGAUUGCUCAAAUAUAAUUUAUGCCAGGCCUUUAAUUCGCAAAAGACGUUCAAAUAAAGACAUUAACUACCGUCAAUAG
Melitaea cinxia (Glanville fritillary) is the source of this 483-nucleotide messenger RNA. Its product is annotated as osteocalcin 2-like. Bases 1 to 483 code for a protein of 160 amino acids. NCBI's taxonomy places the organism in Eukaryota, Metazoa, Arthropoda, Insecta, Lepidoptera, Nymphalidae. The record is from RefSeq and is a predicted model, not a curated record. The transcript has a single exon.